AGGGAAAGUGAAUAAUAAUUUAACUUACUCAAUAUUAAUCUUGAAUUAAAAUUGUAUACUCCCUUGCUACGACGCCGAAUGGCUUUUUGGAACAAGUAUUGUGAUAUGACUGAUAUGGUUUCGGAGUCACAUCCCUGAUACUGGCUGAUUCUGUUUAAGAGUGCUAAAAGGUGACGAAGAUGUCUGGAGGAACAACAGGCCCGCUGUUGUACUCGGUGGGCGCGGCCGUGCUGGGCAUGCUCCAGUUCGGUUUCAACACGGGCGUCAUCAACGCGCCGCGCGCCUUCAUCGAGACCUUCAUCAAAGAACAGCAUCAGGUUGAUGCCGAACGAAGCUCCUUUCUGUUCAGCGUAAUUGUCUCCAUCUUUGCCGUGGGCGGCAUGAUCGGUUGUCCGUUAGCUAGCUGGGUUGCGGAGAAGCACGGACGCAAAAAUGCUUUACUUAUGAAUGCGGCGUUUGGUGUCGUCGCAGCAGCUCUUAUGGCCUUCAGCAAACUUGCGGGUUCAGUGGAAAUGAUCAUAAUUGGCAGAUUCCUCAUAGGAAUCAACUGCGGGUUCGCCACGACUGCCUCGCCGACUUACGUGUCUGAAGUGGCCCCGCUGAGACUACGCGGCGCGUUUGGUACAGUUAAUCAAUUAGCAGUCGCUUUCGGCCUAAUAUUCGCACAAAUUCUAGGAAUAGAUGCCAUAUUAGGUAGUGAUGAAGGUUGGCCGUGGCUUUUAGGGUUUGCGUUAAUUCCCUCCGGCCUGCAAUGCAUGAUGUUGCCUUUCGCUCCCGAAACACCAAGGUUUCUUUUGCUUACGAUUCGUGAUGAGCAAAAAGCUAGGGUGGCGCUUGUUAAAAUUCGGGGUAAUCCUGAAAUCGACAACGAGAUCAACGACAUGCAUGCGGAAGAUAGAGCCGAAAGACAAGAAGAGAAAUUUACAAUAUGGGGCUUGGUAACAGACCGAUCUCUGCGUACUCCGCUCAUAAUCGGUAUAGUCAUGCAUUUGUCACAGCAGUGGGGAGGUAUCAACGCUGUUUUGUAUUACUCUUCUACUAUUUUCGAGGGCGCCGGUCUCGAGCCCAAGAACGCCCGUUUAGCUUCCAUCGGCGUCGGCAGUAUGUUAUUCAUCAUGGCGCUGGUGUCUAUACCGAUGAUGGACCGCCUGGGUCGGCGCACGCUGCAGCUCGGCGGCCUGGCAGGCAUGACCUUGUUCUCGGUUCUCAUGACGAUAGCAUUCUUCACCUACGAGGGAAACAAAACAAUGAGCGUAUUCGCUGUUAUCUUUACGCUGUUAUACGUGGCGUCCUUCGGCGUGGGGCCGAGCUCGAUCCCGUGGAUGAUCCUCUCGGAGCUGUUCGGGCAGACCGCCCGCAGCGCCGCGGUCAGCAUCGGCGCGCUCGUCAACUGGUUCGCCAAUUUCAUUGUCGGCAUCACGUUUAUAUCGAUGAAAGAUGCACUGGGGCACUAUGUAUUUUUGCCGUAUACGGUAUUUCUAAUAUUGUUCUUUUUAUUCACGUAUUUUAAAUUGCCUGAAACAAAGAACAGAACUAUCGAGGAAGUAACUGCAUUUUUCAAGAAGUAAAUCUGAGUUGAUACUAGUUUUAUGACACAUUCCUUAAUAUUGCCCAAAAUAUAUUGUACUAAGUCUAAUUAAAUUACACUAAAAAUUGUGAUAGCUUCUGAAUAAUUGUAAGCAAAACUUAUUUUUGUUAUGGGUAGUUCUAUGCUGUAUUCAUUCUUGUCCUGGCGGUCAGCGCGAAUCUACCCGUAAAGGAGUAACAACUAAAACCGAUGUUAGCAUUUCACCACUGACCGUUAAGUACGGACUAAGGCGAGCCGUAGAUUAGACAGUAGCUACGGAUACAAUUUUCUGGCAGCCGCGGUUAUCGAUUUUGCAUAUUUUUAAGAAGACUGAACAUCUCAUUAUAAUCAUUUAUAGAUCUACCUACUUGAUAUUUGAAAUUACUAAGUACUUAUUCGAGUAUAUUGUUAGUCAUUGUAAAGGAGCACGUAUUUAUAUACCUAGGUAAUGUCAACUAUUAAAUAGAUGCAGUGACCCUAUUUAAAAUUAAGUACCUAUGUAAAACAAUAUUAAUCUCAUUUUAAACUUAGGUAUAAGUGAUAAUACAAAGGAAAUUCUACAUAAUCUAUGUUGGAUAUUUUUUAAUUAUUUAGUGUUAAUGCAUUUCGAUUAUAGCGAUGCAAUUUCGGUCUGUUUGAAUAAUACCUUCGUUUAGAGGACCAUUUUUUGUUGUUUAUCUUGCCCGUUUACACAUUUUAUUUGAUAUGUUUCUCAUGCCAGGGUUGUAGAUUUUCUAAUAUUUUAUAUUUUUUUGAUGGAUGGGUGUUUACGUGUUUGUCACAAGGAUCUUGUGACAAGAUUCUACAGUGCCUUAACUUUUUGUUUUGUUGUGAACUUUUGAAUACGUUGUACUUGUCAUUCCAUCUGUAUAAAUCAAUCACCGUCCUAGAGUACUUUAGUGCCAAUAACGAAUUUAGAAAAUUAGGGUUGACCACUUGAUCUUGGAUUAAGUACUUAUCAACCACUCAAGUCACUACUUAUCGAUAUCGACGAUAAUUUUCUUCUUUUAACCCAAUAUCUAAUCGCUUUACGAAGAGUGCGGAGUCUCAAUCAGAUAAUUUAAACAUUUUCUCUGUCCAAUGGAAUAGUAUAACUAUAGGUACACGUAUGUUCUGUGUUGUACGUAUUAUGUUGCUCUUUAUCCUAUGAGGAACGUGCUAUUCUUAUAUCAAAAGUGAAUUUUUGCAUUUACCUGCUAGACAAGAUAGGGAUCUUCUACGAAGAAACUUUUACUUACAGAUGUGCAAAAAGUUGGUAAUCUUCUCAGAAAUUUCUGGGAUAUUUUGAGUUUUAUUUUGUAAAUGGAAAGUUUCAAUGUCAAUACAAAAAUAUAUGGAGUUUCCGAAGUUUUCCUUUGCUUCUUCUUCUUCUUCUUCCCAGACCUUAUCCCAUUUACUUGGGGUCGGCCCUCCCUGUCCUCUUCUUCCAUUCUGCACGGUUUAGUGCCAGGUGUGCGUCCUUUAUUCCUUGCUCUCUCAGGCCUUUCUCCACCGUCGUCAACCAAGUGGCUGGUGGUCUCCCGCGUCCUCGCGUCGUCGUAGGCAUCGCUAAGGCUACAUUGAUCAUAUGUUCGGGAGGUCGUCUCUGAAUAUGCCCGUACCACCGUAGGCGUUUCUCAACAAGUUUAUCAGUUAUCGGUGCGACUUUGAAACUGCCCCUGAUGUACCGGUUUCUAAUCUUAUCCAACAGAGUGACGCCAGCAGACCAACGCAGCAUGCGCAUCUCUGUGGUGUGAAGUUUGUUUAGAUGGCAUUUGUUCGUGGCCCAGCACUCAGAGCCGUAAAGUACUGCAGGUCUUAUGGCAGUUUUGUAGAUGUUUCCCUUUACUUUUAUGGGCAUUCGUUUGUCACACAUCACACCUGUGAGUUCUCGCCAUUUUAGCCAUCCGGUAUUAGUUCUAUGUGUGAUAUCAGCAUCGAUUUUCCCAUCAUUGCUUAUAACAGACCCAAGAUAUUUAAAUUGUUCCACAGUGGGCAAGGUAGUAUUGUCGAUGGUUAUCUUGACAUCUUUUGGGUUUGUGAAGUCAUCAAAUAUGCAGGACAUGUGCUCCGUCUUUUUCCGGCUGAUUUUAAGGCCAUUUGUUUCUAGAGCAUCUGCCCAGAGAUUGAAAAUGUUUUGCAGGUCUUCGGCUGAUUCAGAUAUCAGGGCAACAUCAUCCGCAUACAGGAUGUUCCACGGUACCGGCUGCUGAUGUUUCCUCGUGAGGUAAUCCAUGGUUACGUUAAACAAUAGUGGGCUAAGCGUAGAACCUUGAUGCACCCCAACUCUUAAUGAGAAGCUUUUAGUAAUUCCUGCAGGGCAGACUAUUUGAGUUGAAACGUCUUCAUACAUGUCCCUAAUUAGGUCAAUGUAGGGCUCCGGCACAAGUUGUGAUCUAAGCGCUUCCCAUAUUAGAUCUCGGGGGAUAUGAUCAAAGGCUUUUUCCAAAUCGAUGAAAACCAUAUGUAAAUUCGUCUUAUUUCCCUUUGCUUUUUCGAUUAGAAUUCUAAUGGCCUGUAUAGCAUCUGAAGUGCUCUUGCCUGAUACAAAGCCACAUUGAUUGGGUGUCAGCUCUACUAUGUUGUUUAGUCUGUUGUUUAUAAUCCUCUCCCAGAUCUUUAGAGUGUGCGACAUCAGUUUGAUUGCUCUGUAGUUUCCGCACUCCCUUACGUCACCCUUCCCUUUGUAAAAGGGUAUGAGAUGACUUUUGCGCCAUGAGUCUGGUAUGGGCUGGCCUAGAACCAGUUUAUUGUAUAAGCCUUGCAGCCACGAGAUCCCGUCUUUACCCAUGCUUUUCCAGACCUCGACCGGUAUUUCGUCUGGGCCGGGGGCUUUAUUGUUUUUCAUUAGCUUUAUAGCUUUUAUGAUUUCGUCUGUGGUGACUUCCGGGAUUGGACCAGAUACUUGUGGUGGUUUCGUGUGGUUGCUAGUUCUGGGGUUGGAUUUAUUCAAAAGAUUUUCGUAGUAUUUGACCCAUCUGUCAUUUAUAUCGCUGUCGUUAGUUAAAAGUUUGUUAUCUUUUCCUUUUAUGUAUUUAACGUUGCUGAUGUCCUUGCUAUUUUUGUUUCGGGUUUUUGCUACCCUAAAUAUAUCAAUGUCAGAUUUAGCCGAUUCCAAGUUAUCGUAGAAUUUUGCGUUGGAUUUCGCCCGGGAUUUAGCUACUUGGCGCUUGGCUUCAUGUUUCGCCUUUUUAUACUUAUUGCGGUCUGAGUCGUCUCCUGUAGAUUGCCAUUUAAUAAAUGCAUUCUUUUUGGCGACAAUGGCUUCUUUUACCUCUGUUUGCCACCAUUCAGUUUCCUUAAAGGGGCCUUUUCUAUUUCUGGUCCUGCCUUGAUGUUUUUCGGCGGUACUUCUACAGGUCGUCUCGAAAUCAUUCCACUCCUCAUCCGUUGUUCUAUUGUUAUCCAUGCUGGGCUUAAAAUGUUCUACCAUGUCAUGAAUAAAUCUUUGACCAGCUUCAUCCUUUAGCGAUCUCCAUUUAAUUUUCGGGGUUAGUUUGUUGUUGAUUCUGAUAGGUUUGGGUAGUUUAUACUUGGUCACUAGAAUUCUAUGCUGCGUUGUCAAUGCUUCGCCGGGUAUGACCUUACUGUCUCUAUAGCUUCCAAGCUGUCUUUUUCUUGCUAGUACAUAAUCCACCUGUGUUGAAUGCCCUCCACUACUAUAAGUAAUCAGGUGAGCAUCCUUCUUUUUAAAGUAGGUGUUUACAAUUGCUGAGUUACAACCUGUUGCAAAUUGGAUAAUCCUAUCCCCAUCAAGGUUUCGGGCGCCAUAUCCAUGGCCA
Molecule: messenger RNA, 5328 nt
Organism: Cydia strobilella
Lineage: Eukaryota; Metazoa; Arthropoda; Insecta; Lepidoptera; Tortricidae
Product: glucose transporter type 1-like
Exons: 2
Coding region: 180-1568 (462 amino acids)
Biological process (GO): monosaccharide transmembrane transport
Cellular component (GO): membrane
Molecular function (GO): hexose transmembrane transporter activity
Source: RefSeq, a predicted model, not a curated record